Rotaria sp. Silwood2 is the source of this 3518-nucleotide messenger RNA. Lineage: Eukaryota; Metazoa; Rotifera; Eurotatoria; Philodinida; Philodinidae. The record is from the annotation of a GenBank genome assembly.
CUAAAAAAGAGUAUAUAGAUUAUGGGGAUUUCAUAAAUAAAGCAUCGGAUAUAGAAAUUAAAAAACUAUUUUAGUAAGUUAUUAUAUAUUAUUGAAUUAGUAGGCUUAAAAGAAGAUGGAUAUCGUUUAGUUACUAAUAAAGGAGAAGAGUCAGGGCAAAGUGUAUUGCAUUUUCAUUAUCAUAUUAUUGGAGGUAGAAACUUAUCUAAUUUAAUCGAUUAAACUUGAAUAUUAAAGUAGAAUUUAGUAUAUAAGAGGCACCGCCUGUGCUUAUGUUAAAGCAAUUUAUUUGGUAAGUAAUGGAAAAGAAAUAUAAUAUUGCCGUAGUAGGCGCCUCAGGUAAUGUAGGACGUGAAACCUUAGCAAUCUUAAGUGAAAGAGCCUUCCCUAUCAACAACAUAUAUGCGAUAGCCUCAGGUGGGUCUUAUGGCAAAGAGGUUAGUUUUGGAGAUAAUACCUUAAAAAUUACUUCUAUAGAUAAUAUAGAUUUUAGUAAAGUCGAUAUUGCAUUUUUUGCGGCUGGUUCUGAAAUAUCUAAACAAUAUGUACCACAAAUUGCGCAGCAGGGCUGCAUAAUAAUUGAUAAAUCUUCAUUUUUUAGGCUUGAUCCUGAAGUACCCUUAAUAGUGCCAGAAGCUAAUCUGGUAGCCUUACAAAAUUAUACUCGAAAAAAUAUUAUAGCUAAUCCAAAUUGUUGUACUAUCCCUAUUGCUGUAGCAUUAAAACCUCUAGAUAAUGCUGCAGAGAUUAAGAGAAUAGUAAUCUCCACUUAUCAAUCGGUUUCUGGUGCUGGUAGGGCUGCCAUGGAUGAGUUAUACAAUCAAACGAAAGCAAAAUAUGUUUUUAAUGAGGUGCAACCGCAAAUUUUUCCAAAACAGAUAGCGUUCAAUUUAUUUCCCCAUAUUGGUCAUUUUAGUAAUGAUGGCUCUACUACCGAAGAAUCAAAGAUUUCCUUGGAAUUAGCCAAAAUUAUAGGGCCGCAUGCCAAAGCUACCGUCACUUGUGUUAGGGAAAUUACAUUAGCUGAUAAUACUAUUAAUAGUAUUGAAUUUGAAUUAGGAAUUAAUUUUUUUAUUGUCAACAAAUCUGAAAAUUUUGUAGGGCAAGAGCAUAAAUUAAUAAAUUAUCAAAAUCAGGUUGAACCAUAUGACCAGUUAGAAAAUUUACGUGCCGAAAUACUUGAUAUUCUUGAAAAAAUUGGUAUUCCUACAAUUUUUCACUGUCAUGCUCGUAGUGGUAAUUUAUGGACCUUAAUGUGGUUAUCGGUAAUUAUUGGCUCAAUAUAUUUUAUUUAUGGGCUGUUACAAGUUGCGCGUUCAUUUACUCUAAUUAAAGUCGGGGAAUGGUUAGACAAAACAGUCGCUCCUACAAUUUUUGGCUACUCUAUCUCUGCUUCAGCAACUCGUACUAACACGGCAGCUAGUCAAUUACUUCGUGAUUUUCAAACUGUCAAGACAUUUUUAACUAGUACAGGAAUUAAUACUUUAUUUGAUGCUCCCUGGAGUAUUAUUUAUAUAGUAGUGAUUUUUUUAAUUCAUCCAUAUAUUGGAAUUCUAACUUUAAUUGGGGCGGUAAUUAUUGUAUCUACAGCUUUUUUUAAUGCUGCUGCUACUAAUAGAACGCUGGGGGAAGCCACGGAAUUUUCAAUAAAAGGUAUGGUACAAGCAGAUAUCGCUAAUAGAAAUUCAGAAGUAGUAGAAGCUAUGGGAAUGAUGAAAAAUGUCACAGCCAAUUGGCAUAAAUUUAAUAUUGCUUCUUUAGAAAAACAGUCAAUAGCUAGUUACCGUAAUGGUGCUAUUUCUAAUUUUUCUAGAUUUAUCCGGAAUAUUAUGCAAAUGCUAGUAACGGGUAUUGGUGCUUAUGUCGUGGUCAGUACUAGAGGAGAAGCGAUGACUACUGGUGGGAUGAUUAUGAGCUCCAUUAUAGUAGGUAGGGCUUUAGCACCUUUUGAUAAUGCAAUAGAAUUAUGGAAAAGUAUGAGUGGGGCUAUUAAAUCCUAUAAAAAUAUUAAUCAAUUAUUCAAUGCUUUUACUUCCCGCGAUGAAGCGAUGCCUAUUCCUCAUGUUAAAGGCUAUUUGACUGUAGAAAAUAUUUAUUAUGCGACUCCUGUUCCCCCUUAUCUCGCGCAACCAGCUGUACCUCGAUAUAUCCUAAAGGGUAUAUCAUUUGCAGUGCAACCUGGAGAAAUAUUAGCUAUUAUUGGACCUUCUGCUGCGGGUAAAUCCACUUUAUCUAAAGUGCUGGUUGGGGUAUGGAAAGCUCACUCAGGGAGUGUCCGACUUGAUGGAGGAGAAAUAUAUCGUUGGAAUAGGGAAGAUUUUGGUAAGCAUGUAGGAUAUUUGCCACAAGGAAUAGAAUUAUUUAGUGGAACUGUAAAACAGAAUAUUGCUCGAAUGUUGGAAAACCCGGAUCCCGAAAAAGUAAUUGAGGCUGCUAAAAUCGCAGGAGCUCACGAAAUGAUUUUAAGAUUACCAGAUGCCUAUGAUUCGGACAUUGGACCUGCGGGUUCUAAUCUUUCAGGAGGACAAAAGCAACGUAUAGGUCUUGCUAGAGCAUUUUAUGGUAAUCCUAAACUAAUUAUUUUAGAUGAGCCUAAUGCUAAUCUUGAUGAAGCGGGAGAGAAUAUAUUAUAUUAUCUUGAUCGCUUUAUAAAUUUUAUCACUAAAAAGACUGAUUCUAAUCGUAAUGAUGUCCUUCAAGUUGCUCGCUCUCCAAUUCUCUUUGGAACGUAUGUCAUAAUAUUUUUUGUUUUAGUUGGUGGAAUAUGGGGAAGUUGCGCUCCACUGGAUAGUGCUGCGGUAGCCGGAGGGAUUGUUGUAGCAAGUACUAAUAGGAAAGUGAUCCAGCAUCAUGAAGGAGGUAUUAUCGCUAACAUUUUCGUUAACCAAGGUGAUAGUGUUAAAGUAGGUGAUAAAUUAUUAGAGCUAGAAGAUGUUAAAAUUAAAUCUCAUUAUGAAAGCACUUUAAGCCAAUAUAGGCAUGCUUUAGCUACUGAAAGUCGUUUAAUUGCAGAACGAGAUGAUAAAGAAAAGAUUGAAUUUCCUGAACUGCUUCAAAAUGAUAUCAAUUUACCAGAUGUAGCUAGAAUUAUUGAUACUCAAACCAGUGGAGUAGUUGCUCCAGGUAAUCCUAUUUUAGAGAUUGCGCCAAGUAAUGAUAAUUUAAUAAUAGAAGCGCAGGUUCCAAGUAGGUUAAUAGAUUCGGUUCAUGAAGGUUUAGUAGCUAAAAUCCGUUUCAGUGCCUUUAAAUCAAGAACUACCCCAUUAUUCAGCGGUAGGGUAGUAAAAUUAUCUCCUGAUAUUGUUCAAGAUCGAAGUCAAAAGGCUGGCGAGACAGUAUAUAUUGCUAGGAUUGAAAUUAAUAUGGAAGAAUUUAAUAGGAUUGCAAAAGCGAAGAACUUGGAACUUCAUCCCGGUAUGCAAGCAGAAGUACAAAUCGUUACUGGAACUAGAACCUUACUUCGAUAUUUAUUAGAUCCCAUUACUGACACUAUGUUUAGAUCGUUUAAAGAGAAAUAA